GUCUCCUGCCGUCCAUCAGCGGUGUUGCCCAUAGCGUAGCCUUCGCCAUGACGAUGAAACAAGAUGGCGGCAAAUCGAGAACUGUUUGAUAACAGCUAAACGACCUCGCUUGCCGAUCUUUCCCCUUCUUUGUCACGUCUCUGCAUCGAAAGAUUUAUGGUUAACCUGAAAACCCCAUGAUCUUAAAGGAUCGAAGAAGUCUUUGAAAAACGACUUCGGCGGCUGUCACCAUGUCGGGUAAGUCAGGGGAGAGUGUCAAGGUUGUGGUAAGAUGCCGCCCCAUGAACGAGAAGGAGAUCGCCAAUGGACACACCAGGGUUGUUGAAAUGAAUGUAAAGAAAGGACAGAUUGAAAUAAGAAACCCUUUGAAGAAGGAUGAAGUUCCUAAAAUGUUUACUUAUGAUGCAGUCUAUGACUGGAAUUCUAAGCAGAUUGAUCUAUAUGAUGAGACAUUUCGUCAGCUUGUGGAGUCAGUCUUAGAAGGUUACAAUGGUACUAUAUUUGCAUAUGGUCAGACAGGAACAGGAAAGACCUUUACCAUGGAAGGUGUUCGUUCAGAUCCUGAUCUUAGAGGAGUGAUUCCAAACUCUUUUGAUCAUAUCUUCACCCACAUUGCAAGAACUACCAACCAGCAGUACCUUGUGAGGGCAUCAUACCUUGAGAUUUACCAGGAGGAGGUCAGGGACCUGCUUGGGAAAGAUCAGAAGAAACGCCUGGAGUUGAAGGAGCGACCAGAUACUGGGGUGUAUGUGAAGGAUUUACAGUCCUUUGUUUGCAAAAGUGUAAAGGAGAUAGAGCAUGUAAUGAACGUUGGUAAUCAGAACAGAUCUGUUGGUGCAACAAAGAUGAAUGAACACUCCUCACGGUCACAUGCCAUCUUUAUUAUCACGAUAGAGUGCAGCCAGCUGAAUGCAGUUGGCGAAUGUCAUAUCCGUGUGGGGAAGCUGAAUAUGGUGGAUUUGGCAGGAAGUGAGCGGCAGACCAAAACAGAAGCCACUGGUGACAGACUGAAGGAAGCAACAAAAAUAAAUCUGUCCUUAUCUGCCUUAGGAAAUGUGAUAUCUGCUUUGGUUGAUGGAAAGAGCACACAUAUUCCAUACAGGGACUCCAAGCUAACUCGACUAUUACAGGAUUCUUUGGGAGGCAACGCCAGGACAGUUAUGGUUGCAAACAUUGGACCUGCCAGUUACAACUAUGAAGAAUCCAUCACCACACUGAGAUAUGCAAACAGAGCAAAGAAUAUCAAGAACAAGCCACAUAUUAAUGAAGACCCAAAAGAUGCCUUACUAAGGGAGUUUCAAGAGGAGAUUGCCAGGUUGAAAAACGAAUUGGACCGUCGUGGUGGAAAGAAGAAGAAAGUGAAGAGAAGGCGAGAAGAUGGCACUGAAGAAGAGGUAGACGACGAGGAUGAGGAACAAAGCCAAGCACAACUUGAAGAGAUAAUGAAAGCAGAGCAGGAAAAGAUUGAACAAGAGAAGAAAGCCCUGCUGGAAAACCAUAGUAUGGUGGCAGAGGAGAAGGAACGUUUAAUGGCCGAGAUGCAGAGGAAGGCCGCACAUCUCAAGAAGAAGCAAGAAGCACAGGCAGCUCUUGUGCAAAAAAUAAAGAUGAUGGAGAGCAAGCUCCUCGAGGGAGGGAAAAGCAUUGUGGAUAAGACCUCGGAACAAGAGCGAGACCUGGAACGGAAACGGCAGGAGAUCGCAGAACACAAACGUCAAGAGCGAGAGAUGCUACAAAAGCUCGAGGCGAAAGACGAGGACACGAUCGAGAUCAAGGACACUUACUCCAACCUGCAGCAGGAGGUGGACGUCAAGACCAAAAAGCUGAAAAAGCUGUUCAUGAAGCUACAGACCAUCAAAUCUGAAAUAACGGAGCUUCAGGAGGUCCACAUUCGCGAACGACAAGAGCUGGAACAAGCACAAGAUGAGCUUACCCGAGAGCUGAAGCUCAAAUCCUUGAUAGUCGAGAGCUUCAUCCCAACAGAAGAGAAAAAUAAACUGAUGAACCGAGCCAUCUAUGAUGAAGAAAACGAAUCAUGGAAACUAAAACCACUCGCAGAAAACAAUACUAAACAAGAGAUGGCCAAGCGACCGGUCUCAGCGAUGGGUAACAGGCGACCGACCACAACAUUUGCCAAAAGGGCUGCUGAAAUGGGUGGUCAUCCUAGAUACAAGGGGGAGAAUAUCAUCAUGAUCGAGCUAGACAUGCCUAACCGCACCACCCGGGACUACGAGGGGCCCGCGGUCGCCCCCAAGGUCCAGGCGGCACUAAACGCGGCACUAGAAGAAGAGGAUGACCUAACUCUUGAUGCCGAUUUACUUAUAAAGAAGUCAAAGGUGAAAUCCAAGAGAAGAGACAAGCCCUCGAGGGGAGAGAAGUCAGGACGCAAAAGCAAGAGGCCGCAAUCCGCUGCCCCUCCUCAAGAUUCAGCAGACUCGCAAUAUCCCAAGUCGCGCGGCUUGGUGGCGGACAAGAAAGUUUUCUAGUAUUUACUAACUGUUAUGCUACGCUAUGUAAAUCCAUUGACGUAAAUCGACAAACUCAAAGCCUGAUCAGUGCGCAACCGCAACAUACGUUUCCGAUCUUUGCUGGAGCGGAGCAGCAGGGAAAAGCAAGUCUGUAGCAGCUCAGUCCCUCCUAUCCCUGUAGACCAUGUUACCCAGUACCUUCUUUCCCUGUCGACCGUGUUAGCCAGUCCCUUCUAUCCCUGUCGACCGUGUUAGCCAGUCCCUUCUAUCCCUGUCGACCGUGUUAGCCAGCCCCUUCUUUCCCUGUCGACCGUGUUAGCCAGUCCCUUCUAUCCCUGUCGACCGUGUUAGCCAGCCCCUUCUAUCCCUGUAGACCAUGUUAGCCAGUACCUUAUUUCCCUGUCGACCGUGUUAGCCAGUCCCUUCUAUCCCUGUCGACCGUGUUAGCCAGUCCCUCCUAUCCCUGUCGACCGUGUUAGCCAGUCCCUUCUAUCCCUGUCGACCGUGCUAGCCAGUCCCUUCUACCCCUGUCGACCAUGUUAGCCAGUCCCUUCUAUCCCUGUCGACUAUGUUAGCCAGUGCCUUCUACCCCUGUCGACCAUGUUAGCCAGUCCCUUCUAUCCCUGUCGACUAUGUUAGCCAGUGCCUUCUCACCAUGUCGACCGUGUUAGCCAGCCCCUUCUAUCCCUGUCGACCAUGUUAGCCAGUCCCUUCUAUCCCUGUCGACCAUGUUAGCCAGUCCCUUCUAUCCCUGUCGACCAUGUUAGCCAGUCCCUUCUAUUCCUGCCGGCUAUGUUAGCCAGUCCCUUCUAUCCCUGUCGACCGUGUUAGCCAGUCCCUUCUAUCCCUGUCGACCAUGUUAGCCAGUCCCUUCUAUCCCUGUCGACUGUGUUAGCCAGUCCCUUCUUUCCUUGUCGACCGUGUUAGCCAGUCCCUUGUAUCCCUUUCGACCGUGUUAGCCAGCCCCUUCUAUCCCUUUUGACCGUGUUAGCCAGUCCAUUCAGCAAGUCUGUAGCAGCUCAGUCCCUUCAGCCAUCCUCGGGUACCCAGCGCGUCGCGGUCAGCGUAACGAGGCGCAAGAGUGAGGCGGCGGAACGAGGAGGGGUGAGAGAGAAGAGAAAGGAGCUUCUUUCUCCCGCCCCUUACCCCCUCCGCCGGCCUUGUUCCGCCUCGUUCCUCUGUGACUUGACGCCCGUUGUACCCGAGGAUAGCUAGUUGUCUGCUAGGUUGAGCCUUAUGAAAUGAAUAACUGAAACCUUAGCCUCCCUCACAGGCGAUUUUAGGCAGACGUAAAAUCGUAAAACGUAAAUCUAUUAUAUUGGUUGUCUUAUUUAUUUUACUUCUUUGUAUCUAUGUUGUCAUUGGCGUCGCACGUGAAGUGUUACAAGAAACAAUUAUUUCAAGUGGCCAGGUCACGAGUUUCCCGUGGGCCACGGUUUACAGCAACCUGGCAGUUAAGGAGAGACGGAAGUCGAAAAAAACCUACAUAAUUAAGUUUUUGAUGUUUCUCUUAAUCAUCCGGAGUUCAAGAAGUUCCGUAUACAUUAAGCUCUUACUGUUGCCCACUGGAAACUUUUAAAUGCGCGAACUUAAUGCUCAGCUAAAUACGUAGCCAGUCUUGUUUUAGUUAUAAAUAUGCUUUCAAGGACAAAGUUACUAUUACAAAUACUGCGUUAUUAAAAAAAAUAAUGAUUUCUGCAA
Molecule: messenger RNA, 4169 nt
Organism: Nematostella vectensis (starlet sea anemone)
Lineage: Eukaryota; Metazoa; Cnidaria; Anthozoa; Actiniaria; Edwardsiidae
Product: kinesin-II 95 kDa subunit
Exons: 25
Coding region: 231-2486 (751 amino acids)
Biological process (GO): microtubule-based movement
Molecular function (GO): microtubule motor activity; ATP binding; microtubule binding
Source: RefSeq, a predicted model, not a curated record